CAUGGGCUUGCGUCGCUGUCCUGUGACGUCUACGCCGCGCGCCUCACACAUGCUGCAAUGACUGAAUUUCCUGUUCAUUUCUUCGAUUGUUUGUGAUAAACAUGUCGGUUUUUCACGACGAGAUCGAGAUCGAGGACUUUGAAUAUGACGAGGACACGGAGACAUAUUACUUCCCCUGUCCCUGCGGAGACAGGUUCGCCAUCACUAAAGAGGACCUGCAGAGUGGAGAGGACGUGGCUUCGUGUCCCAGCUGCUCUCUGAUCGUCAGAGUCAUUUAUGAUGAGGACGUGUUUGUGUCUGGAGAAAUCAUCGACGCUCCUCGGCACUCGUCGGAGAACAAACUGGAGCUGCUUCAGUCCUGAUUUAUUCACUUUUUAUCUAAACUGCUGCUGUUUAUUAUUAUUAUUAUUAUUAUUGUUGUUAUCAUGCAAAUAAAAUAACCUACUUAUUUAAAAUCAAUGUUAGUCACCAGUCUUCACUUAAAAAAGCUCAACUUUUCAUUGUGAUGUCUUUUAAAUUGCUUUUAUAUGAGAUUAAAACAGAUUUUCUCUACUUAA
Solea senegalensis (Senegalese sole) is the source of this 557-nucleotide messenger RNA. RefSeq names its product diphthamide biosynthesis 3 (gene dph3). The record is from RefSeq and is a predicted model, not a curated record. The coding region runs from base 102 to 362 and encodes 86 amino acids. NCBI's taxonomy places the organism in Eukaryota, Metazoa, Chordata, Actinopteri, Pleuronectiformes, Soleidae. Gene Ontology annotation, biological process: protein histidyl modification to diphthamide. The transcript is spliced from 3 exons. Gene Ontology annotation, molecular function: metal ion binding.